Molecule: messenger RNA, 1041 nt
Organism: Dictyostelium discoideum AX4
Lineage: Eukaryota; Evosea; Eumycetozoa; Dictyosteliales; Dictyosteliaceae
Exons: 3
Coding region: 1-1041 (346 amino acids)
Source: RefSeq, a predicted model, not a curated record
AUGAAAAUAAUUCUACUAUUUAUUUUGGUUUUGGCCUUAAUUUGUGGAACAUUCUCAUCUUCAUCAUCUUCAUCUUCAUCAUCUCCACCAAUAUCUGAAUAUCGCUUAUAUUCAGUUCAAACCAAAUUUUCAAACCAAAAAGAAUUAUUAGUAAUUGAUCCAUUCAAUUAUAAAGUUUUAUUCAAUUAUACAAUUAAUCAUUUACAAUAUGAUAUCGAUCAAAUUUUAUCAUUAGAUACUACAACUGGGGAAUUACUUUUAUUAUGUUCAGAUGCAUCUUAUCAAAUUUUAGUCUCUGUUACAACUGGAUCACCAAAAUACACUCAAAUGAGUGAAGUUCAAAUGACUGCUAACUUUAAUUAUGAUGUACAAAGUUAUAUUUGGUUACCAGAUCAAAAGACAGCAGCAAUUCCAGCAGAAGUUGAUGUCAAUGGAACUUAUUCAAACUUUCUAAUGGCAACUGAAUUUGGAAAUCAAAAAGUUGAAUUAUAUAAUUUAACACAUUUUGAAUUUGCUCCAUAUGUAGUACAAGGUUAUGACUUUAUUAAUGAUAUUUAUUAUCUUGCUUAUUUGAAUAGAAAUUCUAGUUUCCAUGUUUUAUCAUUUGAUUACUCAAAUCCAGCAGAAACUGCUAAAUACUAUUACGACGUUUCAAAUCUUAUUAUGGUAAAUAUGGUUUUCACUGAUCCAAAUGGUAAUCUUUAUUUCUUAAAUCAACAAUACAAAAAUUCUACAGAUCCAAGCGGUUAUUAUGACAUUUGUAGAGUUUCACUAAGUGAUCAACCAUCAUGCGGCCCAUCACUUUACACCGUCUAUUUAGGUAAUGAAAUUGAUUACGAUUACAUUCCAUAUAUCCAAAGUCAAGAUUCUUCAACCAUCCUAUUCAUUGUAAAUCAAGCACCUGGCGUUAUGGGUUUCACUGAAAAUAUUCUCUUAACAUACGUCCAAUUAAAUGGUGAUUCCGUCACAGUUACAAAUGUUACAAUUCCAAAUGAUGAUCAAUCUGGUGACAAUUUCGCUUCAAAAGUUUAUAUAUUUUAA